This is a messenger RNA of Caenorhabditis auriculariae, 5375 nucleotides long. Lineage: Eukaryota; Metazoa; Nematoda; Chromadorea; Rhabditida; Rhabditidae. The record is from the annotation of a GenBank genome assembly.
AUGCACGCGGAUCGAUGUUGUUUCUCAAAAUUCCGAGGAGCGCGGCACGACGAAAACAACGUUUUUUUUUCUGCCCGAGGCCCACAGGGCGAGCUCUCUCAUGCGCUGAGAGAGCAGAGAGAUGCUCUUGGCCACGUUCACGACGAGAGAAAAAUGCGGUCUGACGAGUCGUUGAAAGGAAGGACAACGUCGGUGCGCGCGCCACGCCCCUUAAGCGGUCCCUGGCGUCUGCCGCUCGCCGUGCCAAGGAUUCUUGCCGGCCACUCUCUUUCCGUUGUUGUCAUGGACGCAAUCAAUUCGUCGCCGCCUUUUCUGUUUGUUUUUCCGUUUUUGUUCAUUUCACCUCUUUCCUCUUUCUCUAUAGUUCAUUCAAAGCAGCUUUUUGAGUUCUGAGGUGAAGAAAUGAUAAUUUAUAAAUCUUAAUUCAUAAUUAUUUAUCGAUAAGUUGAGUCGAUAUCAACCACGUGUUCAAAUGUUCUGUAUGCACUUUUUUUUUGAGCCUACUGAACUUUGUCUUAACUGGAAUUUACAUUCACCAUUUGCUUAAAUUUAAUUUUUUUUUUUGAAAUUUUCUUAAACAUCAGAGCGCUGUUUUCAAUGAACUACAUUGUCCGGAAAGCUUUCGAAACAAGUGAAACAGAAAAAAAGCCUGUCGAAGAUUCAUUUUAUUUUUCUUCCUGCGUCUGCUGCCCUUAUUGUAUUUUCCGAUUUCCUCGCGAUUCUCAUAUCAUAUUGAUUCCCAACGUUUUACAAUCGCGCCGCGCUCCCUUUUAAAACCAUUAUUCUGCAGUUUGCACAUUCUAUUUUUCUACAUUUUGAAAAUUUCAGGUGAUGGCCAAAACUUCCGUCGUCCUUAGAAAGGACGGCAUGAAGAAGGAAGACGUCCACCACAUCUUCCUUCAAGAAUUCUGCUCAAAAGUCAAUGCAUGUAAGUAUUCUUUUUUUCAUUUUGCAGAUUGGUCUUUAUUGAUCGAAAAUGUGUCACGUAACGUUCUGCCCGCAGAACUUUUUGGAUCAAUCAAAAGUUUCGAAGCGAUGAACUUCACGACGAACGGCGAUUUCUAUCGGAUAGGAACUUGUUUUUGGGUGCGAUGCUUCGAUGACCGUGAAAAUUGUUUCAAUCGACAAACGUGUAGAAAAAAAAACGUCUGGAAACUUUCAAAAUCGUUCGAUUCCGCGUCUAGGCGAUAUGUAUAUCUUUCACGGUUCAUUUUUUAUUCGCGGCAAGGUUCCCACACUCAAUCGAUAGCGCUGACGCGUCGCGAGCCGCGCAAUUAUAGCAAUAAAAGUUUUGAAACAAAUAAAAGUAACGCGGAAUCUGCCACAUUUUGCCUUUUUCAGUUUUCUACUUGGCUCGCGAAAAAACGCGUGUGUGGCUGUACGUCAUCAGAAAGGGCCAGAAGUUCAUUUUGGACGUUAACACGCCAUUCACAAGCUGGUGCAGUCAGCCUGUCAGCGCUUCUCGAAUGUGAGUUCCCUGUUUCUACAUAUUUAUAAAACAAGGCUCGAAGCUUCAUGCAGAAAUUUUUGAAAUAGAACAAACAAGUUCAAAAAUUUCGGGAUAAAAAAACACUCUAGGCACUUUUAUUUUGGCGAGAAAAAGCGAAAUGAAAAAUAAAAGAUUUUUGCGCUUUCAGUUAGGCAAGAAUUCUCUUUUUUUUUUUUUAAAGAAAAGGAAUUUCCAAAACAAUAAAUUCAGCAUUGACGCGCUGAUUAAACUCCAUCGCAAAACGUUGUCAAAAGAGGUCCCGAAGGAUUUUCUGAAAUUGUUGGGUAACUAUAUGUGAUUUAAUGCUGAAAAGAUCAAAUAAUUUUCAGACGCGCUUUCUGCUCUGCAGGCUUUUGAAAUGGCUGACAAUGGCUUCGUCACCGCCGUUUUGGGCGAAGUUAGUGUGAAUAAAGUAAACGUGAAAUGGAAUAUUAAAUCGCAGAAAUACGCCGAGGGUCGUAAAGAAAGCUUGAAGCAGCCGGGGACAAAACGCCAAGCUGUGAGUUUCUUCUUCUCAAACGAUGCAAAUUCUGAUGAGAAAACGUUCAUCAUUUUUUUUCAGAAUGCGAAUGGAUCGCCAACACGCAAAAAGACUGUUUCGACAGCCGAAGAUCAAGAAGAAGCGAAAAAGGAAGGUGAUUUACGAAUUUUCAUUAUUUUCAUUAAUCUAUCCAUUUGUAGAAAAAUACCUUGAAGUGUAUUUGAAAGCGGAGAAGGAGUACUUGGCGUCGAGAGCGUUGUGCGAUGCUGAGAAGCCUGACAAAGUCUGGGCUGAAAACGCUCAGGACGCCCCAAAAGCCGUGAAUGGAAGCUUGUUGGACCUCGUCCGAGGCCAAAGCGAAAUAAGCUCUGUCACUGAAGGGCCGGACGUCGAAGUCAAGAAGAACAAAGAAGCUGAGAAGGAAAAAGAAAAGAAAGAAGAAGUCGUGCUCCAACAAGAAGAGCAAGACGAACAUGAUUUUGACGACAAUAAAAGCCCUCCAAUCGCCGUUGAAGAAGAGAAAAAAGAGGAAAAUGAGAAGAUGCCUGUCGAAGAAAACUUAGAGCCGGAGAAGGAAGAGUCGGAAGACAACAACUUGGAGGAAGAGAAAGAAGAAGAAACCGACGACGACGAAGACAAAAGCACUUCUCAGGCGAUCGAGACGGUCGAGUGGCGCACGGACGUCGAAGCUGUUGCUCCCUGCGUGCGCGGCAUUCUUGCGGUCGGUUCAGCUUUCUACUGGGAAAUCAUACAGUUUACUGCCUUUUGAAAAAUGAAAAAUCUCGGAAACCACUUUCUAAAACUAAAAAAGCGUUUAUCUUAUUCUCCAAAUUUUAAAAUCAAAAACUUGCGAAUCUCGAACAAAUGCAGUGCACAUCAUGGCUUCAAAAAAAGCAAAAAAAUUGCAAUUUAGUGGAUAAUGUGUGAAAGUUUCAUCAAGUAGCGGUUUAUAAAAAUGCAUGAAACAUCAAUAUUUUUUUAAAUCUUUUUAAUAAAAGCAACGUUCACUUUGGAAACAUGAAACAAUGAUUUACGCAUCACACAAAAAAAUAAAUUAUCAACAGAAAAAAAGAUACAUUUCGCGCACCAAAAAUUCUCUUGGCGUUCUGACCGCAACCCAUUAAAAAUAACGAAGAAUGAUAUCUAUUACAAAAACGUGCAAUGAAUCAAUUCAUGAAAACUUAACACCGAGGGGAAAAAUUACAAAACUUAACACCGAGGGGAAAAAUUCUUUUGAGUGCAGAUCCGUCAAGCUCUAAAAAAUUCUUUUUUAGAUCAAUCAAAUCUUCGACUUCGAUAGCCCGAGCUUCUACCCUCACGUCGCUCGCAACAUCACCGAGGACAUUCUAAAAAAGAAAAACUCGGAAAUUUUCGGCGCCUUGGGCCCUCUCCUCGACGAAAGUCAUGUCAACAAGGCUGAACGCCUGCGGUUUUCCCUAUCAGUUUUAAUUUAUUCAAUUUCAAUAUUUUCCAGCUACAAGAAGUUCCGCGCUUACUACAAAAACCUCUCAAAGAUGCCGGACGGUGGCUUUUUCGUGAAUUUCAUUCAUCUCGACUACUUUCAUCUGGAAAUUCUUGAGAAUGGCCGUCGCUUUGCGACCUAUGGAACCGGAGUCGAAAAUGAUCCGCGCAUCCCGGUUGUAGCAGAGGUUGAGGUCAGUAUUAGUAGAUUUACAUUUUUUUAAACAACCUAUUGCAACGAUUGAAUGAAUAACGAAACCGCAUAACGAAAUAAAAAGUGUUUAUUUUUUCUGUGGCCUUAUAUCGUUUUAUCUAGAAUUUUUUUCAUUAUUAUUGAUAAAUCGAACAAUACUCAAAAAUUUCAGGAAGUAACCCCUGAUCCGAUCCUGAACUGGAAAGAUCUCCGCAUCGGCGAGAUCACGUGGGCCUAUUGGGCAAAAAGCAAACAAUGGUGGCCGUCGACGAUUUUCAACUUCGAAGUCGUCGACAAUCAAGUCAAGGUUUAAAAAAAAAACAAAAAGAUAUAUGAAAUAGCUCCGCUUUUCAGAUCAUCGUCCGCUUCUUCACUUCUCAAACAGCGGUGAUCCAAUACGGCGACGUCGAAAGGUUCGACGACGCCUUCCACUUCCGCUACAUGCGCACAGGAAUGCCCCCGAACUACUCGCGAGAUGUCGCCUUUGCAAUCAAUACAAUGGGCUGCAUCGGAUAUUUUGAAGAGUUAGUUUUGAAACGGAUGAAACAAAUGAGCUGAGUUAGUCAUGUACUGAAAAAAUCGUUUUUUUUUAAACAAUGAACGUUUGAAAAAACUAAAGUUAAUACAUUUCAUUCAGAUUCAUCAGCCCGGCCAUUGCCAAUCUCCUUGAAGAGCAAGGCCGAGUGAUCGACUAUGUCUCCAAAUACAACAGCCUCCAGUUAAAGAACAACGCACGGGUCCUCAAGGUAGCAUUACCUGGAAAACCUAACAAUUAUACUCGUUUUCCAGCUGCCGAACCCCGAGCACCUAGAAAUUGUGCGUAGUAUCGAAAACGCGCAAGCCGCCAAGAAAACUGCUUCUGGAGGCAAUUUGGCUCCACUUCUCCCGGCUCUCAGCCUGCCAAAAGAUAAAAACCAGAUGAAGAAGUUUGAGAUGGUAAUGCAACUGUCCUUCAAAAUUCACAUCAUUAUAUUACUUUCAGAAGCGCCAAAAAGACGCGGGCUCGAUUUACGAGUUCAAUUGCUUCUGCAAUCAUAUCGUGAAGUUCGACAUGCGCAGAGAAGAGAUUCUUGAAAGCAAAAUAUUCCCGAAGGGAAAUCGAUUCAUUCAACUAUGGUGAGGCACCGUUUUAGAGAAACAGAAGCGAUCACGGGACAGCGUGAGAACCGCAGAGACGCAGGCGUGCUCACUUCUCUGGCGUCUCUGCUGGCUUCUACGCUAUCUAACAAUUUUGAGUUGAGAGGCACUCUGCCUGAUCAGAAAAGACUGUUAACAUUUAAAAAAAUCUGAAAGUUGAUAUUUAGUUUUCAGUAUUUUUACACACGACCACCACCUAUCAGAAAAUAAGUGAAAAUGAUUAUUGAAGUGAAACGUUUUGGGUGUUAUGGAGCGACCUUUUCUUUUUCGAAAUUGGGUCUUCGGAGCUAUUCUGUUUGCAGCAUGAAAGAAAAAGAAACUCUCCUGAGCGACAAUCUGAAGGAAAUCGAAGCUACAGAAAUGAAGAAGCGAUUGAAUGUUGAUGCCCCUACCUUCGCUUGGUGCCCUAAGGUUGAUAUAUCACUUCUCAAUUGGAAAUUAAUUGAAAAAAACUUCAGAACUAUUUUAAUCUUAAUGAUAAAAUGCCGUCGCGUCGUUUGGCCGAUAACGCUCAGCCUCCCUAUUCGGCAGGGUCGAGCUCUCGCUUCGGGCGUUUUGGGUCCGCCCGACGUCGUCGCAACGACGAUGACGACGACUAUGACGUCACUUAUUGA